AUGAAAAUUAAGUUGAAAUAUUAUAAUAAUCGGGGAGAAAAAUAAUUUUGCAUGAUUAAAGUACCUUCAAAAGGUACAGUUGAUGAUUUAUAAUCUGAAAUAUAGAAUGUUACAUCAAUAGAGGUAUGCAAUCAAAAAUUAUAUUUAUUAAAAAAUUCUCAAAUUAUAGAAAUUGAAAAGCAUUAAUAUUUAAGUUCAAUAUAAUUCAAUCAAGAAUCUAUAGUAUAUGUCAAAAAUAUAGAUGAUUAAUUUAGUUUUUAAUCUACUUUUAAUUCUGAAAUAUAAUUAUUUGCGCCCAAUAAUACAAAUAGUCUGGCUGAGGAUUUGUAAAACAAAAUACAUGACUCCUUUAGUAACUCCUUAAAAAAUAAUCAAUUUAAAUCCAAUACCAAAAUAGAUCUGUAGGAUGAUAUAGAAAAAUUUUAUGAAUAUAUUUAGACAAAUAAUUUUUAGUAAGCAAAAAAUUUUUUAGAUAAUUAUUAAAAGAAUAAGAAUUUACUCUUAAAUGACUAAUCAAUAUUUGGAUGGUCAUCUCUAAAUGUUUCAAUAAUAACUGGAUAUGAAAAGACUUUUUUAUGGUUAUUAAAUGAAGGUGCUGAUAUUAAUUUAGAGACUAAUGAUGGAUGGAACUGCCUGUCAUUGGCUGUUUGUUUAAAAUUAAAAUAAUGUAUAUCAAAAUUUAUUAUCAGUAGUUGUAUUAUUUUUAAUUGGAUAAUCUGAUAUUAAGAUUAAUAAAAUAAGCAAACAUGGAAGUGCAUUACAUUUAGCUGCACAUUUAGAUGAUGUUGAAAUAACAAUAUCUCUUUUAUAACAUCCAUAGAUUGAUGUAAAGUAUUUAAUCAUUAAUAAAUUCAGUAUUCUAGAUUAGUUCAAUAGAAGUCCAAUUUAAGUAGCAGGUAUAUAAGUUAGAUAAAUAUUAUAAUAUGAAAAUGAAUUAAGGUUAAAUAAAGUUAAUAGAAAUUCAUUUAUAAAGUCAAUGAAUGGAAUCACUUUAGAAGAUUUAUAGAAAGAUGUAUGGUGAUAUUGUAUAAAAGAGACUUUUAUUUUAAAUAAACCAAGUAGGCCUCCAAUUCUUACAGGGAAAGUAUUGAAGGUUAAUUAUUUCAAAUUGAUUAUGUAUCAAAGAUUUAUGAUUGCUGAUCCUGAUUCUGGAACAUUAGUAAGAUUCAAAAAAGAGGAAGACAUUCCAAAUAAUCCAAAGUAAUCAAGCUUUAAUUUUAAGUGAAGUAAUUGCAUUAGAUUAAAUAAAUGAGAUCAAAGUAUCAAGAAAUGAGUGGUUUUAGGAAGAAUACUAUCACUACUUGGAAAUCAAAUAUUCAACUAAUCAUAUAUUUAUAGCAUUUAGAGAAAAAUAGGCAGCAAGAAGAUGGUAUGAAGGUUUAAAGAAUUGUGUAGGAUAUGCUAGAUAUAUUAAUUAAAAUUUUUAAUUAAGAAAUUCAAAUUAUGAAAUAAAAUAUGCUAUGCGAGCUUAUAAUUUAAUGUUAUAAAAGCCUAAUUAAAUUAUUAAUAUUAAAGAUUCAGCAGUAAUCGAAUAAAAAUAAUACAUAUAAUAGAAAUAAAGAGUAGAAAAAGAAAAAUUUAAAUAAUCAUUAGACAGUGUCAUUGAAGCAGAAUUUGAGAUUGAUCUUAUUGAAGAAAAAGGAAAAUUCAAAUAAUAAUAUAAUAUAAAUUUAUCAAAUUUUGAAAGUUUUGAAUUAAUUGGAAAAGGCAGUUUUGGAAAAGUUUACAAGACUAAAUACAAAAAUCUUAAUUGUGCUUUAAAAUAAUAAGAAAAGAAUAUGCUUAUCAAACAUGAUUAUUUAAACUAUACUGUUUUAGAACUUUAAAUUCUUAAAACUAUUAAGCAUCCUUUCAUUGUUAAUUUAUAUUUUGCAUUCUAAGUUUAUAUUACUAAUAAUUAUAGACUUAAAAAUACUUAUAUUUAGUUACUGAACUUUGUUCUGAAGGUGAUUUAACAAGAUAUAUGACUAGAGGAAAAGUAUUGGAUGAAUAUACUGCAAAGUUUAUUGUUGCUUAAAUAAUUUUAGCUAUUGAACAUCUUCACUAGAAGUCUAUACUUUAUAGGGACCUUAAACCAGAAAAUAUUUUAAUAAAUUCAGAUGGAUAUAUUAAACUUACAGACUUUGGAUUAUGCAAACAAUUAAAUGCAGAUUUAGAAAUAAUAACAAAAAGUUUCUGUGGAUCUCCAGCUUAUCUUCCACCUGAAUUGAUUGAAGGUAUUGGAUCAUCUAAAGCAACUGAUAUUUACUAAAUAGGAAUUAUUUUAUUUGAAAUGCUUAUAGGUUAUCCUCCAUAUUUCAGUACAAAUAUUAAAACUUUAAUUGAAAAUAUCAAAUAUUGUAAAUAAAAUAAUUUUUAAAUUAUAGAAUAAUUAUAAAUUCCCAAAGACGUUAGUGCUAUUGCAACAGAUCUUUUAAAAUUAUUGCUUAUAAAGUCUCCAUAAAAAAGAAUGACCUAAAUUGAUUUACAUAAAAUUAAGAAACAUUUAUUUUUUGCUGAAAUAGAUUGGAUUAGAUUAUAAGCUAAGUAAUAUAAGCCUCCAAGAUUAAGCAUUAGAAAAAAUAUUAAUAACAUAAAUGAUUAAUUUCAAAUUUGGGAAAAUAAAAAUGUAGUUUAAGAUUUAGUAUUUUUAGGACUUUGGUGACAUAGAUUAUAAGGUAGAUUAAGAAAAAGUUAAUUUUAUUGAGAAUUGGAAUAUUUAAUUGAUUUGA
Messenger RNA from Paramecium pentaurelia, 2711 nucleotides. The record is from the annotation of a GenBank genome assembly. NCBI's taxonomy places the organism in Eukaryota, Ciliophora, Oligohymenophorea, Peniculida, Parameciidae.